Messenger RNA from Rhagoletis zephyria (snowberry fruit fly), 247 nucleotides. RefSeq names its product diuretic hormone receptor-like. NCBI's taxonomy places the organism in Eukaryota, Metazoa, Arthropoda, Insecta, Diptera, Tephritidae. Gene Ontology annotation, molecular function: peptide hormone binding; G protein-coupled peptide receptor activity. The record is from RefSeq and is a predicted model, not a curated record. Gene Ontology annotation, biological process: adenylate cyclase-modulating G protein-coupled receptor signaling pathway; cell surface receptor signaling pathway. Gene Ontology annotation, cellular component: plasma membrane.
AUGGAUUUAUUUAUCCAAUGCUCGUGGCUUCGAGAAUCUCACAUAGAUUGGAUAUUUCAAGGACCAACCUGUCUAGUAUUAAUACUCAAUUUAAUAUUUCUCAUACGCAUCAUGUGGGUGCUCAUCACAAAGUUGCGCUCGGCCAAUACUCUGGAGACGCGUCAAUAUCGCAAAGCAUCAAAAGCUCUGCUUGUACUCAUACCAUUAUUCGGUAUCACGUAUCUCAUUGUUCUUUUUAGUCCUGGCG